CAUUUCUCCCUUUCCAUUCUGAGGACAACCUUCGGCAGUUGCACGGCAUCCAGGAGAGUAUCCAGCGGAUGAGACAAGUCAGCGUGCAGACACUACGACUCCAGUCGCAGGUGGGCAGGAGACUUCGCUACGGAGGAGUCGGCGCUGGAUGCAACUGGAGCCUUUCCUGCCCGUCGCUGAGCGGAAGUGGCGGUAGCGGUGGUGGCCAAGGAGGAGUUGCGUCUGGAUUGGCUGGCCACGGAAAUGGCAAUAACAACGAGGCAAAUUGGCUGGGUGCCACGCUGGCCGAUUGGGACUCGCCCACUCCGCCCGGAAUGGCCGCUCAUUAUUGGGUCGGAGGAGAUGGAGGGCCCAGUCAUAAGGCCGGCCUGGCCAACGGAUCGAAGCGGCGACGCAGCUGAGCCAGCCCGUGGGAAGUGGACGAGAUGGGAUUGGCGUCAGCCGGAGGCACAUGUGGCAUCACUUACGAAGAGGCAGGAGGAGGAGGAGCUCUGGAUGGAGUCGGCGGACGGACGAGGAGCAUCAGUUUUAGCAGCGGCGACAUGGAUAACGAGCAAGACGCCGCCGGAGGUGGUCACUCGUCAAGGGCCCGACAGGCCGGAAUUACCACCUCGUCGUCGGCUCUGUCGUCCGGCGAACUCAAAGUCCUGGCCGGACGGCACUCGACCCACUCACUCAACGACAUGGGAUUUCCCUUGAUUCCGGCGCUGCCGACGAAACCGCGCGGAAUGUCCAAGGACGGCGGUGGUGGCGGGCGGGACGGCGAUCCAUCCAAGUGGCUGUCGCCGCGCAUUUUGACGCUGCAGAAAUCCAUUUCCACUCCGUCGAUCCUGGCCGUCAAGGACGGGUCCAAUUUGACGGCCCUGACUUUGUCGAGCAUCAAGAACUCGACGGGCGGUUCCAAUUCGGCCAGCAGCGCGGCAUCCGUCACCAUGGCCGCCGCUAUCAUUGGCCCUUCCGUCGGACCCGGCCCUUCCGCCGCCGGAAUGAUGGCCAAGGAAACGCAGGGCAUCCUGAUGACGGCCACAGCGGCUGGACCGACUUCACCGGGGUUCGAGAACGACGACGACGCCAAUUCUUCCAAGAGACGGAAGCGCGGCAGCAUCUUCUUCCGCAAGCGCAAAGACAAGAGCAAAUUGAAGCAGCCGCACCAGUUUGUGCCCGUUUGCCAUUCGAAUUCCCAGCCGUGCGACGUUUGCUCCAAAUCGCUGACCAACAAGGCGGCCCUGCGCUGCGAGAGCUGCGCCAUCACCGUCCACGAGAACUCGUGUCGCGACCAGGUCAGCGACUGCACCCGGUUCAAAGUGCCCAAGAACAUCCCGCUGGGAUCGAAAGUCUCGUCGCUGGCCAACCUGACGGGCGCCGGGCACGCCAAACUCCAGUCGUCGCACUCGGCCGUCGGGGCCGCCGCUUUCACGGCCUCCAAUCCUUCGUCGGCCGGCUCCUCCCUUUACUACUCGGUGUCGUCCUCGUCGGCCGCCACUUCCGCCGGACUGUCGGCCAUCAACAAUCACGUGACGGCCGGAUCGAGUGCCAACAACAGCGGCAGCACCUGGUCGGUGGCCCAGUCGAUCGGCUCCACCCUGCCGUCGUCGUCCAAUUCCUCGUCGACGGCCGCCACCAACACGCCGGCCUCCUCCUCACAGACGCCCAGCACCCCCAUCGCUAGUCCGCCCUUCGGCAACAGCAAAUGCGGGGCCGGCGCCGACAAGGAUCCCAAUGAUCCGAGCAAUACUCCCAGCGAGGAUCAACCCAGUCAUGCAACCAACGAAGGAGAUGGACACGACACCAUCGAAGGAGUUUUCAAUGCUGCCGAUAUCAAAGACUUGGAUCUGGACCCCGAGCUGGGCAUCCUGGACGAAGAGGCCGAGGCCUGGGUGGGCACGGUCGACAAGAAAAUCUCCAAGAAAUUGAAGGAGAAGGAAAUCAAACGACAGGAGCACAUUUACGAGUUUAUCAUCACCGAGAAACAUCACUGCCUCACGCUCAAAGUCAUGCAAAAGAUUUUCGCCGAAGGAAUGCGGAGGGAGAUGCGGCUGAGUUCGGAGACGGUCGACAGGAUCUUCCCGUGCCUGGAGGAGCUGAUUGAGUACCACCUGCAGUUCCUGCGCCGCCUGAGGCAGCGCCAGCGUCAGGAGUCGAUCGUGUCGACCAUCGAGGACAUUCUGCGGGUCCAGUUCUCCGGUCUGCUGGGCGACCAGCUGUGCUCUCUAUACGGUGAAUUUUGUAGCCGCCACCAGGAGGCGGUGUCCAUGUACAAGGAGAUGAUCAAGGAGGAUCGCAAGUUUGCCGCUUUCGCCCGCCAGUGCACGUUGAAUCCGCUGUGCAAGAAGAAGGGCAUCCCCGAGUGCAUUCUCUUUGUCACGCAGCGCAUCACCAAGUACCCGCUCCUCAUCGAUCCUCUCAUCAAGACGUCCAGGGAGCAGCCGGAAGAGUGUCUCAAACUCCAGCAAGUCCUCGGCUUCGUCAAGGACAUUUUGAUUGGAGUCAACGCCCAAGUGGCCGAAAAGGAGCGCAAGUUGAGGCUGAUUGAAGUCUACAACAAGAUCGACGCCGAAUCGGCCACCACCUACAAGAACAAAAAGUUCAAAAAGUCGGACCUCCUCUCCAGCAACCGGCGGCUCAUGUUCGAGGGCGUGGCCUAUCUCAAUCACGCCAGGGGCAAAGUCCAACUGGUCACGGUCGUCGUCCUCUCGGACGUUGUUUUCUUCCUUCAGGAGUCGAACCAAAAAUUCCAUUUCGUCACUCAGGACAACAAGGCCGGAGUCAUUUCGCUGCAAAAGUUAUUUGUCCGCGAGAAAGCCGGCGGCCAGGAUACGCGGAGCAUUUACUUGAUCAGUUCCAAUCCGGACGAGCCGGAAAUGUACGAGCUGCAGUGCCAGAAUCCGCGCGAGAAGCGCAUCUGGAUCGAUACGAUCCGGGCGGCCGUGGAACAGUGUCCGGAAGACGAGGAAGGGAACGUGAGCGAAGGUGAGGAGCAGCGCAAAAUCCGCGAGGCCCAGGACAUUAAGACCCGCCAGCUGAUCGCCACCCUGAGGGAGAAGGAUCGACAGCUGGGCAGUUUGCUGGAAGAGAAGAUGGCCACCUUUUGCGAGCUGGUGGAGCUGCUGGCCAACAACGAGGACAGCACCAGCUCCUGGCUCCUCCUGGGCUCGGACAGCGCCCCGCCCAAAUACAGUCACCUGGUCGAGCAGGGAUUCCAGUCUGCCCAGGCCAAGGAAACGCUGUCGCAGGCCAUGACGAAACUCUGCCGCCUCCUGGGUUUGCUCCUCUCCAGCAACGCGGCCGCCAACUGGAACUUGUCCCGCAGCGUCAGCUCGGUGGGCGAGAGGCACAGCGACACGUUCUCGAUGCCUCUGCUGCCCAAACGGGCCGAAACGUUCGGCGGAUUCGACCAGAACGGCAAGGAGAAGGGCUGCGUCAAGAAGAAGUCGGCCACCGAUUUGACGGCCGUCGAGUCGACGACAACAACAACGAACAACCAACGAACAACCGGCUUCCUGGUCGGCCCAGACUCCGCCCGUCUUGCAGUUGAACGGCGACCAACAGGCGAUGGGAUUGGAGCUGGUCCACAACGUCAGCACGCUCCUGUGUCUGUUGUCCAGUCAAGCGACGGCCUUUGAAUCGUUGCGCAACCAUUUCCUGGCCGAGAUCAAAGCCAGUCACAGCGGAACGGCCCUGACGUCGGCUCCUUUCGGCUCCUCGUCGGCCACUUUGGCCAAAUUCCAGCACAAGGCCAGUCACAACCAGCGGCUGGAGGAGUUGCGCAACCUGCAGGAUCGGCUGUCCAAGGAGAAGGCGGAAUGGUCGCGCGAACGGACCAUGCAGGAGGAGCACAUCAGCGAGCAGCG
Molecule: messenger RNA, 3851 nt
Organism: Daphnia pulicaria
Lineage: Eukaryota; Metazoa; Arthropoda; Branchiopoda; Diplostraca; Daphniidae
Product: rho guanine nucleotide exchange factor 28-like
Exons: 14
Coding region: 426-3623 (1065 amino acids)
Biological process (GO): regulation of Rho protein signal transduction
Molecular function (GO): guanyl-nucleotide exchange factor activity
Source: RefSeq, a predicted model, not a curated record